Bombus impatiens (common eastern bumble bee) is the source of this 4276-nucleotide messenger RNA. RefSeq names its product protein dead ringer (gene retn). The coding region runs from base 1269 to 3269 and encodes 666 amino acids. The transcript is spliced from 9 exons. Gene Ontology annotation, biological process: regulation of transcription by RNA polymerase II. The record is from RefSeq and is a predicted model, not a curated record. Gene Ontology annotation, cellular component: nucleus. Lineage: Eukaryota; Metazoa; Arthropoda; Insecta; Hymenoptera; Apidae. Gene Ontology annotation, molecular function: DNA binding.
AGUCUGUACCAAGGCGUGGAAUAGUAGAGGGGAUCGCGAACACGACGGAAUAUCCCGGCGUCAGAUCGCAAGGGGACGCGAGUGUGCGCGCGUCAGCUCUGUGUUCGGCAGUUCUAUCGUUUCUCCGGGUCAUCGUUUGCCGGUCCGUUCUCGUCUCGUUUCUUCGCGUACCGUUUCAUCUGAUCGGUGAGCUAGUUGCAAUUUUUCCUUCGUUAUAUUUACAACAAUCAUUCUGAAUCGUAGUCGUUCUCGACUACGUUUGGUUGCUACGAUGCGGAACGACGUCGAUGGCGAGUUCCCUGUGUAGUCACGAAAUCGGUACCAGUCACAGUCUGUCUUUGUCACGUUCGUGGAGUCUUGCGAACGCACCCGAUUACCGCGUGUCCUGUACCUUUUCCCUGGCUUCACCCCUCCAAAUCCAGCUACGAGUCUUCUCUUUCCCCUUCUCCCCUCCCCUCCCCGAUCUGUCCUUUCUUCCUACUUCCUUAGAGUAUAGUCCCUUUUGGUAACGCAGAGUGCGCGCAUUACCACUGCACCGCACACAACACUGGGCAACACGUAGGCGAAGUGUACGCGUGCGCGCUCUUCCCUCGUAAACUCUCCACCUUUUUUUUCUUCGCUGUGUAGUGUGUUGUGUAUCGGCUGCGAGACGACUUGGACGUUUGCGAUAGAAAGCUCGCGCGCAUGCCAUCAGCGCGCCGCGUGUGCUUUUACUUCAGUGACAGAACAAAUUUACGACGUCGAUCCAAGAACACCCACAACUUACUGAGACGACAUCGAUCGAGUUUAUCUUCCAUUGGAAAUUGGAAUUGGUUGGUAUUGUGAAUUUUUGUGUAAGAACAGCGAACGUUUCGUUGCACUACACAAAUGUAUCAACUAAAGGCAUGAACAUGUAUUCUCGUUGUUUCGAUUACAGUGUUUCUUCGCGGUGUCGAUGAGGCGUACUUCGAACUCUGUUACUUUUCACCGGUAACGUGACACUUACCGACGGAGCCGAUAUUAAUUCGUUUGUUUCGCGUCACAUGCGUUUGGUGUGUAUCGAGGAUAAAAAUCAUACUUGCGAUCGUGCGCGCGACUCGCUUCACGCCGUGAUCUCGUUUCUUUCGUAAACGGUGAUAAACGAGAGCGAACCAUCGGUUCCACCUUUCUUUUUCGUAUUUUGGCAGCGUGUUCUGCUGCGGUCGUGUCACUCGUGUCGUGGGCAACCGCGUUGCGGUAAAACAGUCAAAAUUCGGGUGAAGAACAGAGAACCCUUGCCAUCCUACGCGAUGGAAAUGAGCGACGAGUAUCAGGACAUGGGAAACCCCGGAGGAGGGGUAGCGAUGGUCAACAUACCUAUUACCCAUCACCAACGUACGCCUGAUAGUCCAUUGUCGCAUCAGGAGGAGGAUUUGUCAGAUCCGGACCUUCAGGACGAAGAGAGCGGCGAAGAAUUACCUCAGCAACCACUUCAGGGUAACACGCACUCUUCGUCGGAUAAUGCAUCCGCACAGGCUAAUACACCUACUCCAUUAGCACACUUGAACAGUCUGAUGGGUGCACACCAUCCGCACUUUCUGGCGAAGCUGAAAAUGGAGGCAGCCGAUGUGGAUGCAUUAGCUCAUAAAAGCGGAUUAGAAGCGUUGCAAGUUGCUAUGAGUGGAGCCGGAUUCAAUCUACCAUUUUCAUUCCCACCACCUGCAGCGUUCCUAACGCCGCAGCACCACUUGCAAAACAGUCAUCCACAAGCGAGUAGUACCAUCAUGAGCAGCAUUGGAAAUCAGUUGACAUCAUCGGCCAGUUCGCAUUCCAGCGAAUCAUCACAGGGUAGCGGUAGAAACGGUGGAGAGCCUCGUGAGACCAGCAAUCAUUCGCAGAGUAACUCGACGGGCACGAAUCACCAGCAACAGACCAGCUGGAGCUUCGAAGAGCAGUUCAAACAGGUGCGUCAGCUCUAUGAGAUUAACGAUGAUCCAAAAAGAAAAGAGUUUCUGGAUGACCUCUUCAGCUACAUGCAGAAACGCGGAACACCGAUCAACCGACUGCCAAUAAUGGCAAAAUCGGUACUUGAUCUAUACGAGCUGUAUAAUUUAGUGAUUGCUCGGGGCGGACUUGUAGACGUAAUCAACAAGAAGCUCUGGCAGGAAAUCAUCAAAGGCCUCCACCUGCCGUCAAGUAUCACUUCCGCUGCGUUUACUCUACGCACCCAGUACAUGAAAUACCUGUAUCCGUACGAGUGCGAGAAGAGACGCCUAUCAACGCCGGCGGAAUUGCAAGCGGCGAUCGACGGGAAUCGUCGAGAGGGACGUCGAAGCAGUUAUGGGACAUACGCGACGAGCAGCAGCACGACGAGCGAAAGUCUCGUGCAGAGAAACCCCCACACACCCAACUCGCUCGCGUUGCACGCGCAAAUAUCACCGUUAUCAUUGGUGACGGCGGUAGCGGCUGGUGGUCAACACCAUGGACCGCAAUCGCUGGUGAAUGGAAGUGCCGCGCACACACCCUUACCCCACCAUCCGCAUCAUCCGCAACAUUCUCAGGGAAUAGCAGGCCAAUCAAAUGCAGAACUGCAGUUUCUCUUCCCCUCGAUAAUCUUUCCAGGACCUAUUCCUGGGAUGGCACCAUCCGAGUUCGAAACACGCAUGGUCGAAUACGUGAAGCUAUUAAACAAAGAACUUAGAGGUGGUGUUACACCGCCACCCGUAAUUCAUCGACAAGAUAGCGCGUCACCUCCACCUUUGACACCACCGAGGGAUGGCGCGUUCAGUGCCCUAGAAAUGUCCCGACUGACAUUGUGGAAUAUGUACAAUAACAAUACUCUAUACCCAGGAAUGGCUCAUCAACCGCCCAUGUCACCACAGGCCUCACACUCACCGGUACCUGCACUUCCCAGUCCUGAACCUCAAAGGGAAGCUCUUGACCUUGGACUUAGGUCAUCGCCCAUAUGCUUAUCACCAAUGAGGCAAAGUUCGCCCUCUUCGGGAGGUAGCAUACAAAUAAAGAAGGAUCAAGAUUUAACUAAUACAUGUAGAAUGCCACCGGCAAAAAGAUCACUCUCUGAAGACGAUAGUCUGGCGGAGAAGAAUGCAAUGGUCGCUACCGGCACGCAUAUUAAAAUUUCCAAUCGAGGAGACGGAAGAAAUGGUGAUAAUUCCUUAGUAGUCAGUAUGGAGCUGAAUGGAGUGAUGUAUCAAGGUGUUUUGUUCGCUCAAAGUAGCAGUAGAACCAAGGACAAUGCACCAACAUGCAGCAACAGCAAUUCGAAACCGUCUCGGAGUGUGGUUUCGUGAAUGCUCAACGAUUAAGGAACCAUCAGCCUAUCACGUUGUCUUGAUACUUGAUGAUUAUCUACAUAUAACAAGAGUAAUAACCCAUAAACGAACGAGAAGCAGUCUGCCAUGAUCGAACUUGAUUUUUCUUUGAAGACUAUAAUUUACAUUUACCAACUCGAAUUGUCUUUUACUCGUAUCAUACACGAAUACCUGUUAGGUUCCUAGAAAUUGUAUAAAUAUAUAUGAUACGUAAAUUAAUCGUGAUGACAAUAGGCUGCUUGGAUGAUGAUGAUAUUAUGAAUGGUAUUGUAUAAAUAAUGUAUGCAUGUUUUGAGUGCAAUGAAAAGAUAUGUUUUUAAUUAUGUAUCUUUAUAUUUUACGGUUUCUUGCGUUCGAUGGAAACCUUCUCAGCGUAUCGUUCGCCGCAGAUCUCGCAUUGUCUUUCCUUUCGUUCAACCUUAAUAAUAUAAUUAAAAAACGAAACAAAAAAGUAGUCAAAAUAGUACAUAUUUGUAAGGGUGAACUAGAACGGAAAAUAUUCGCGAGAAAGAACAUGUGUUAAUUUCUGAUGGAAUUCUCUCUUUUUUCUUGUAAGCACAGUUCUCUUUCCAAAAUUUGCUCCUUAAACCAAUUGUUAUAUUCAGCUAGUGCUCCCAGUCAAGAUCACUGGAGAAUGCUUUCUACUUCACAAACUCUACAAAUAUAUAUUAUUUUUUCAUCGAAUCUCCUACGGAUAUUUUAUAGCAUUUUAAAUCAGCACGUGUGCGUUUGUUUUUAUCAUUAUUAUCAAUACGAUAUCAUUGCAAAUGUAGAAUCUAGGUGUGUGUAUAUGUGUAUAUACAAAUAUACUAUAUAUAUACAUGCGAGUACAUACAUAUAUAUGUACACCUACGUAAGUGCGUGCGUAGACAAUUGUCCAUCUUGUCGCCCGUUUGUUAAGUGUACAUAAUCAUUUAAAUAUAUUUUGCCUUCCGUAAGAGAGAACCAGAGCGAGAAAAAGGAACAGAGUUCAGUGCGACAGUUUA